Poecilia latipinna (sailfin molly) is the source of this 1801-nucleotide messenger RNA. RefSeq names its product semaphorin-6A-like. The record is from RefSeq and is a predicted model, not a curated record. The annotation marks the transcript as partial. Lineage: Eukaryota; Metazoa; Chordata; Actinopteri; Cyprinodontiformes; Poeciliidae. Gene Ontology annotation, cellular component: plasma membrane. Gene Ontology annotation, biological process: axon guidance; positive regulation of neuron migration; neural crest cell migration. The transcript has 16 exons. Gene Ontology annotation, molecular function: semaphorin receptor binding; chemorepellent activity.
GAUUUUUCUGACUGUAUGUUGCUGUCUGACCUCUUAUCUUCUCAUUUUUCUCCCUCUCUCUCCAUUUCUCUUCCUCCCUCCUCCUCUGGCAGGGAUCACAUAUACACAGUGGACACGGAGACUGCCAACGGUGACGAGAUCUUUUUCAGUAAGAAAAUGACCUGGAAGUCCAGACAGGCAGACGUGGACACUUGCCGAAUGAAAGGAAAGCAUAAGGAUGAGUGUCACAAUUUCAUCAAAGUCCUCCUGCAGCAAAACGGUGACACCCUGUUUGUUUGUGGAACAAACGCCUUCAAUCCGUCCUGUCGAACCUACAAGAUGGACUCCUUGGAGGCUCUAGGAGAAGAGAUCAGCGGGAUGGCGCGCUGUCCAUAUGAUGCCAAGCAUGCCAAUGUUGCACUCUUUGCUGACGGCAAGCUGUACUCAGCCACCGUAACAGACUUCCUAGCGAUCGAUGCGGUCAUCUAUCGUAGUCUUGGCGACAGCCCGACUCUUCGCACUGUCAAACACGACUCCAAGUGGCUGAAAGAACCGUACUUUGUCCAGGCAGUCAAUUACGGAGACUUCAUCUAUUUCUUCUUUCGGGAAAUUGCAAUGGAGUACAACACAAUGGGAAAGGUGGUGUUUCCCCGGGUGGCGAGGGUUUGCAAGAAUGACCGCGGAGGUUCUCCUCGCGUCCUGGAGAAGCAGUGGACGUCGUUCCUAAAGUCCCGCCUGAACUGCUCCAUCCCUGGGGAUUCCCACUUCUACUUCAACAUCCUGCAGGCCGUCACGGACGUCAUCCACAUCAACGGGCGGGAUGUGGUGAUGGCCACUUUCUCCACGCCUUACAACAGCAUUCCAGGUUCAGCAGUGUGUGCCUACGACAUGGCGGAGGUGGCCCGCGCCUUCACUGGGCGAUUCAAAGAGCAGAAAUCCCCAGACUCCACCUGGACGCCUUUUCCUGAAGAGAGGGUUCCCAAGCCAAGACCUGGCAGCUGUGCCGGCACUCCAUCCAUGGAGAGGUACAAGGUAUCCAAUGAGUUCCCUGACGACACUCUGAACUUCAUCAAGAUGCAUCCCCUGAUGGACGAGGCUGUGCCCUCUAUCGCCCACAGGCCCUGGUUUCUCAAGACCAUGGUGCGGUAUCGCCUGACGCGGAUCGUGGUGGACAACGAGGCGGGCCCCCACAGGAACCACACGGUCGUGUUCCUGGGAUCCGAGAAGGGCAUCAUCCUGAAAUUUCUGGCCAAAAUGAACAAAGGCUUCCUGAACGACAGCCUGUUCCUCGAGGAGCUCAACGUCUACAAUCCGGACAAGUGCAGUAUAGAUGGCGUGGAAGACAAGCGCAUCAUCGGGAUGCAGAUAGACAGCAAGAGUAACGCUCUGUGGGUGGCUUUCACCUCCUGUGUGGUCAAAGUGCCGCUGUCUCGCUGUGAAAGGCAUGGAAGAUGCAAGAAAUCCUGCAUAGCCUCCAGGGACCCAUACUGUGGUUGGGUGUCAGAAGGUGCCUGUCGACAGGUGACUACCAACACCAAAUCAGCCUUCGAGCAGGACGUGGAGCAUGGUAACACAGAUGGCCUGGGAGACUGCCAAAAUACAUUUGUGGCACUGAAUGACAUCCCUUCCGGUUAUGAAGGCCACCACCACCAUCACCACACCCUUUCACUUCCCACCUCGGCCCUCCCCGAGGCAGCCGAGGGGCCCCUGGGGCGGAAGGACCCCCCUAUGAGUUCAGACAAAGGGGAGGACCCUUAUGUGGCAGUGCCCUCUCAGACUCAACCUGAAGCCACUGGUAAGCCUUGGAACGUAACAGAAAUCG